AUGAAUGAAGAAGAAUGGAAUCAACAGAGUUACACCUUGCAUAAUGUUUUAUUACUUAUUUACAACAAACACAACCAGCGGGCAUCAUUAAUAUUACAACACCUGGAAGUACUCAGGUAUUUAAAUCUGUCAUUAAUUAAUUGAAAGGUAGACAUAAUAGACAUGGUUCUUUGAAGAUCAAAAUAGAACAUUAGCAAACUAAAUCAUUACAUUUAAUACCUGUUUGUUUUUCAGAAUGCUUACAAUGUGUACAUGUAAUGUCAUUAAAAAGGUAUUUACUUCAAAAGUCAAGGAUAAAAAUAGGACCGAGAAUAAAGUAGAUGUUUUAGAAAUUAAAUCUAAAAUAGUUGUAAUUGAAUCUCCUGAAGAUCUAGUUAUAGUGCUAUUGACACUGAAAAUUGAAGAGAAAAAUUAA
Messenger RNA from Cinara cedri, 415 nucleotides. NCBI's taxonomy places the organism in Eukaryota, Metazoa, Arthropoda, Insecta, Hemiptera, Aphididae. The record is from the annotation of a GenBank genome assembly.